Messenger RNA from Neopsephotus bourkii (Bourke's parrot), 10322 nucleotides. It is a transcript of the gene DOCK3, whose product is annotated as dedicator of cytokinesis 3. Gene Ontology annotation, biological process: small GTPase-mediated signal transduction. The transcript has 54 exons. Bases 30 to 6320 code for a protein of 2096 amino acids. NCBI's taxonomy places the organism in Eukaryota, Metazoa, Chordata, Aves, Psittaciformes, Psittacidae. The record is from RefSeq and is a predicted model, not a curated record. Gene Ontology annotation, molecular function: guanyl-nucleotide exchange factor activity; GTPase activator activity; small GTPase binding. Gene Ontology annotation, cellular component: plasma membrane; cytoplasm.
AAAAAUUCACACAAAGAUUCAACCCUCAUAUGUGUGUCUCUCUUUUUCCCCACCCUCUAGUGAUAUGCAGCUUCCGAGGAACUGUACCGCAAGGCUUGGUCCUGGAACUAGGUGAAACUGUCCAGAUCCUAGAGAAAUGUGAAGGCUGGUACAGAGGUGUUUCCAUUAAGAAGCCGAAUGUAAAGGGGAUUUUUCCUGCAAACUAUAUUCACUUGAAAAAGGCAAUUGUCAGUAACAGAGGGCAAUAUGAAACAGUUGUGCCACUUGAAGAUUCUGUUGUGACUGAAGUCACAGCGACACUGCAGGAAUGGGCCGUGCUAUGGAAACAGCUGUAUGUGAAACAUAAGGUAGAUCUUUUCUACAAACUGCGGCAUGUGAUGAAUGAGCUCAUUGACCUACGUAGACAGCUGCUGUCAGGUCACUUGACACAGGAUCAGGUGCGAGAGGUCAAGAGACACCUCACAGUGAGGCUGGACUGGGGCAAUGAACAUUUGGGCCUAGAUUUAGUUCCUCGGAAGGACUUUGAGGUUGUGGAUUCGGAUCAGAUCAGUGUUUCAGAUCUUUAUAAAAUGCAUUUGUCAAGUAGACACAGUGUCCAGCAGAGCACAUCACAGGUGGAUACGAUUCGUCAGCGUCAUGGAGAAGCUUGUCGUAUGCCAGUGCCUCAUCACUUCUUCCUCAGUCUAAAGAGCUUCACCUACAAUACAAUUGGAGAAGACACAGAUGUCUUUUUUUCUCUGUACGAUGUUCGAGAGGGCAAGCAGAUCAGUGAGAGGUUUAUGGUGAGGUUAAACAAGAACGGAGGCCCCAGAAACCCGGAGAAGAUAGAUCGAAUGUGUGCACUUUUCACAGAUCUCAGCAGUAAGGACAUGAAGAGAGAUUUGUACAUAGUUGCCCAUGUAAUCCGAAUAGGUCGCAUGUUGCUGAAUGAUUCAAAAAAAGGGCCCCCUCAUUUACACUAUCGCCGCCCCUAUGGCUGUGCAGUGCUGAGCAUCAUGGAUGUACUUCAGUCAAUCUCUGAAAUAAAAGAAGAAAAGGAUUUUGUUCUCAAAGUUUACACGUGUAACAACGAAAACGAAUGGUGCCAGAUCCAUGAAAACAUUAUUCGCAAGUCCAGCACCAAAUACACAGCACCCAGCUCAAACUAUGGACUUAUAAUAUCUCUUCAGCUUCUUCGUGGUGACAUGGAGCAGAUUCGAAGGGAAAACCCCAUGAUUUUUAACAGAGGUGUUUCUGUUACCAGGAAGCUUGGAUUUCCUGAUGUUAUCAUGCCAGGUGAUAUACGCAAUGACUUAUACCUGACGUUAGAGAAGGGAGACUUUGAAAGAGGUGGGAAAAGCGUGCAGAAGAACAUUGAAGUGACCAUGUAUGUGCUCUAUGCUGAUGGGGAAAUCUUGAAGGACUGCAUCAGCCUGGGCUCAGGAGAGCCGAGCAGGAGUGCAUACCACUCUUUUGUGCUUUACCACAAUAACAGCCCUCGAUGGGGGGAGAUCAUUAAGUUGCCCAUCCCUAUAGACAGAUUCCGUGGGUCUCACCUCCGGUUUGAGUUCAGGCAUUGCUCCACAAAAGACAAGGGAGAAAAGAAGCUCUUUGGUUUUGCAUUCACUCCGUUGAUGAGAGAUGAUGGCACUACCUUGUCUGAUGAUAUCCAUGAGCUUUAUGUUUAUAAGUGUGAUGAGAACAGCACAUUUAACAAUCAUGCACUGUACCUGGGGCUGCCUUGCUGCAAAGAGGACUACAAUGGCUGCCCCAACAUCCCCUCGAGCCUCAUUUUCCAGCGCAGCACCAAAGAGACCUUUUCAGUCUCCACACAGCUUUCUUCUACCAAACUGACCCAGAAUGUGGAUUUGCUUGCCCUACUGAAAUGGAAAGCUUACCCAGAUCGUGUGAUGGAUAUUUUGGGAAGACUGAGACAUGUCAGUGGCGAGGAAAUUGUUAAGUUCCUACAAGAUAUUCUCGACACAUUGUUUGUAGUUUUGGAUGACAACACAGAAAAGUAUGGUCUGUUGGUCUUUCAGUCUUUGGUAUUCAUCAUAAAUCUGCUGCGUGACAGCAAGUAUUUUCAUUUUCGACCUGUGAUGGACACUUAUAUUCAGAAGCACUUUGCAGGAGCACUUGCUUACAAAGAACUGAUCCGGUGUUUGAAGUGGUACAUGGACCGCUCAGCUGAGCUUGUGCGCCAGGACCACAUCCAGGAAGCAAUGCGAGCCUUGGAAUAUCUUUUCAAGUUCAUUGUCCAAUCUCGGAUCCUUUACUCCAGAGCUACUUGUGGAAUGGAAGAAGAACAGUUCCGCUCCAGCAUCCAGGAGCUUUUCCAGUCCAUCAGAUUUGUGCUGAGCUUGGACAGCAGGAGCUCUGAGACCCUCAUCUUCACACAGGCUGCUCUGCUGAACUCCUUCCCCGCUAUCUUUGAUGAGCUGUUGCAGAUGUUCACUGUGCAGGAAGUGGCCGAGUUCGUGCGGGGGACUCUGGGCAGCAUGCCCAGCACAGUGCACAUUGGGCAGUCCAUGGAUGUGGUUAAGCUACAGUCUAUUGCACGCACUGUUGACAGCCGCCUGUUCUCUUUCCCAGAGUCCCGGCGCAUCCUGCUACCUGUAGUUCUUCACCACAUUCACCUUCACCUACGACAGCAGAAGGAGUUACUUAUCUGCUCUGGGAUCCUCAGCAGUAUCUUCUCCAUAAUCAAGACCAGCUCUUUGGAGGGAGAUGUCGUGGAGGAGGUUGAGAUGAUGGUGGAGAGCCUCCUGGAUGUGCUUUUACAAACUCUGCUUACAAUCAUGAGUAAAUCGCAGUCUCAGGAGGCGGUAAGAGGGCAGCGUUGCCCGCAGUGCACAGCAGAAAUCACUGGAGAGUACGUCUCCUGCCUUUUAUCUUUGCUUCGUCAGAUGUCAGACACUCAUUUCCAGCACUUACUGGACAACUUCCAAAGCAAGGAUGAACUAAAGGAGUUCCUCCUGAAGAUUUUCUGUGUGUUCCGGAACCUGAUGAAGAUGAGUGUCUUUCCUCGAGACUGGAUGGUGAUGAGGUUGCUCACCAGCAAUAUCAUAGUUACAACAGUUCAGUACCUGUCUUCUGCACUGCAUAAGAAUUUCACUGAAACGGACUUUGAUUUUAAAGUGUGGAACUCUUACUUCAGCCUGGCAGUGCUCUUUAUAAACCAGCCAAGUCUCCAACUAGAAAGUGCCACACCAGCUAAGCGGAAGAAGAUCCUGGAUAAAUACGGCGAUAUGAGAGUGAUGAUGGCAUACGAGCUCUUCAGCAUGUGGCAGAACCUGGGUGAACAUAAGAUUCACUUUAUUCCGGGAAUGAUUGGCCCCUUUCUUGGUGUUACGCUUGUUCCACAACCAGAAGUCCGGAAUAUCAUGAUCCCCAUCUUCCAUGACAUGAUGGACUGGGAGCAGAGAAAGAAUGGCAACUUCAAACAGGUGGAAGCCGAGCUGAUUGAUAAGCUGGACAGCCUGGUGUCCGAAGGAAAAGGUGAUGAGAACUACAGGGAACUCUUCAGCCUGCUAACCCAGCUCUUUGGGCCUUAUCCCAGUUUGCUGGAGAAGAUUGAGCAAGAAACAUGGCGGGAGACUGGAAUCUCUUUUGUUACAUCAGUUACUCGUCUCAUGGAGCGUCUGCUUGACUACAGGGACUGCAUGAAAGGAGAUGAAACAGAAAACAAGAAAAUUGGCUGCACUGUUAACCUUAUGAAUUUCUAUAAAUCUGAAAUUAACAAGGAAGAGAUGUACAUCCGCUACAUCCACAAGCUGUGUGACAUGCACUUACAGGCUGAGAACUACACAGAGGCUGCAUUUACUUUGCUUUUGUACUGUGAGUUGCUUCAGUGGGAGGACAGACCUCUGAGAGAGUUCCUGCAUUACCCAUCUCAGUCAGAGUGGCAACGUAAGGAAGGUCUGUGCCGUAAGAUUAUCCAUUACUUCAACAAAGGGAAGAGCUGGGAGUUUGGAAUCCCGCUGUGCAGAGAACUGGCCGUCCAGUACGAAAGCCUCUAUGAUUAUCAGAGCCUCAGCUGGAUUCGAAAAAUGGAAGCCACCUAUUACGAUAAUAUCAUGGAGCAGCAGCGCUUAGAACCUGAGUUUUUCAGAGUUGGCUUUUAUGGUCGGAAAUUCCCAUUUUUCCUGCGGAACAAGGAGUACGUUUGUCGGGGCCAUGACUAUGAGAGGCUGGAAGCCUUCCAGCAGAGGAUGCUAAGCGAGUUCCCACAAGCCAUUGCAAUGCAGCACCCAAACCACCCGGAUGACUCGAUACUGCAAUGUGAUGCCCAGUAUCUACAGAUCUAUGCAGUGACUCCCAUCCCAGACAAUAUAGAUGUGUUGCAAAUGGACCGUGUCCCUGAUCGCAUAAAGAGCUUUUACCGAGUCAACAACAUCCGGAAAUUCCGCUAUGACAGGCCCUUCCACAAAGGCCCAAAGGACAAGGAGAAUGAAUUUAAGAGCUUGUGGAUUGAACGAACCACUCUGACCUUAACUCACAGCUUGCCUGGGAUUUCUCGUUGGUUUGAAGUGGAGAGAAGAGAGCUGGUUGAAGUAAGUCCUUUGGAAAACGCCAUUCAAGUGGUUGAGAACAAAAACCAGGAGCUGAGAACACUGAUAAGCCAGUACCAGCAUAAACAAAUGCAUGGUAACAUUAAUCUUCUCAGUAUGUGUCUGAAUGGAGUGAUUGAUGCAGCAGUUAAUGGGGGAAUUGCACGGUACCAGGAGGCUUUUUUUGAUAAAGAUUAUAUCACAAAGCACCCAGGAGAUGCAGAGAAGAUCACACAACUCAAGGAACUCAUGCAGGAACAGGUACAUGUCUUAGGAGUGGGUCUGGCAGUCCAUGAGAAAUUUGUACACCCAGAAAUGCGGCCCUUGCAUAAGAAACUCAUAGACCAGUUCCAGAUGAUGCGAUCCAGUCUGUACCAUGAGUUACCAGGUUUGGAUAAGCUGAGUCCGGCCUGUUCUGGCACCAGUACACCACGCAGCAAUGUUCUGGUUUCACAUGGACCUAUGAGCCCAGAGAGCAUAAAGCUGGUGCAUCGACACAGCCCACUGAACUUGCUUGGUUCAGUCCGACACUCAUCAUCCUCUCUGUCAUCCCACACCUCCAGUGAGACAGGAAACCUGGUUAUCCUAACAGACAGCUCUGUGGGGGAGACUGCUGAAGACAUGUACCACAUGCAGGCUAGCCCUUCCACCUCAAGCCUGAGCUCCACUCACUCGGCACCGUCCCAGAUGAUUAACUCUGCCCCUUCCAGUGCUCGAGUGCUGGUGAAAGGUGCUGGACUGACACCACUGGAGGCUGAAGCCCUCUAUUUACCCACAGAGCAGAUACAGCAUGGGCGGCAGCCGUGCAAGUUUCCCCACGCUGCCCCCACCAAUGUGCCUCAUCUCUGUCCUGGAGGGACCACCUCUAGAGGCUCUCCCUCUCUACCAGAUAAGUACCGCCACUCUCGGGAGAUGAUGAUGUUGCUGCCAGCCCAUCGGGACCGACCCAGCAGCGCCAUGUAUCCCGCAGCUAUUAUGGAAAACGGACAGCCUCCAAACUUCCAGCGCGCCUUGAUCCAACAGAUGAUUGGACCAUGCAAACCCUGCAGUGAUCCCAACCUGUCUGUGGCUGAGAAAGCUGUGCCAGCAGCGCCCAGUAGCUGGAGCCUAGACAGCGGAACCAGAGAGACCCUGCCAUUCCUGUCUGCCCACGCUGGGAGCAUCUUGGCCCUACCAGUGCCUCCCCGAAGCCUGCCCCAUGGACACUACUCACUGCACUUUGAUGCCUUCCACCACCAGCUCAGUGAUGCUCCUCCGGCACUGCCUGCACGAACGUUGCGCAAGUCCCCUCUUCAUCCUAUCCCUGCAUCACCCACCAGUCCGCAGUCUGGUCUAGAUGGAAGUAACUCCACUUUAUCCGGUAGUGCCAGCAGUGGUGUUUCUUCCUUGAGUGAAAGCAAUUUUGGACAUUCUUCUGAACCACCUCCUCGCACAGACACCAUGGAUUCUGUCCCCAGCCAGGCCUGGAACACUGAUGAAGAUCUAGAGACACCCUACCUCCCUGUCAGGUACAGUCUCUCUGAGCCUGAUGUCCUAGAGUCGCUCAAGUCCCAGCCAUGCCGAAGCCACUCUGCUCCAACUGGAGUCAUUCCUCAGGACACCAUGGACCCUCCUGCUCUACCCCCCAAACCUUACCACUCCCGGCUGCCAAACAUGGAGAACGAGGAGGGGAUGAUCAUUGAAGAUGAUGACAAACACCGCCCACUGCAUCGUAAAGUGUCCCAACCAGUGAGCGGUGGAAAGGAAGAGCAGGCCAGGGUAGCAUGGGAGCAUGGCAUCAGCGAGCAGUAGGGACAACUCCUGGUGAGCAGCCUGCAUCGUCAUUCCAGGUCUGACUACAAAGCAGAGAGAGGAGGACUCGGAGAACAGCAAACCGAUUUUCUACUGCCGCAAGUUUAUGUCUGGAGCCCCAGAGGAAUCGGGCCAGCAUGGGAGGUUGCUGCUUUCCUUUUUAAUUUCUUUUUACACCUUUCCGUUAUGUUUUUUAACUUUCUGUGCAGUGGACAGUUUACUCCUUCUGCAGUUUCUUAACCACAUCGUAUGGCAGACGAGCCAUAGAGACUGGUAGAAGCUGAAAAAUAUACUUUUAAGCAGAGGGGGGGAAAAAAGGGGGAAUGUGGCAAGUUGAUUUUGAAACUGCUUUCCUCCUGGUUCUGAGACGCACACAAGUAGAAGCAGUUGCACUAGGGACCUAUUUCUUUGCUGUACAGAAGUGAAAGCUCAUUGCUGAAAUCAGGGAUUCUAUGAACUGUCAGGCUGGAAGGUGCAUGAGCUGCAGGCUGUGAAAAGAUAGAAAUUCUAAGAAGAAAUUGGCUCUUUUGAGAGCAGGAUUGUACAUAUCUGUGCAGUGAUCUCCCUGCAUUGGUUCAUAGGUGCUGAGGCAAUCUAACCAGUGCUGAUGCACUGAUUUCCAAGAUAUCAUUUCCAGCAAACUCUGCCUCCUUUGUUUUUUAUGUACUGUUUGAUUUCUUAAAUUUGGCUUUCACUGGCUAAACCAACCUGCUUUCUCAUUGGAACCAUAUGCUAUUCAUCUGUGCUACAGAAUGAGAGGGGGUUAGUAGCCAUUGGAGCUGCAACCUAAUUGUAGGCCUUUCCCGUGCCCAGCUUUGGGCAGGCUGUUGACACCAGCAUUUCUAUUCCAGUUAAAAAAAAAAUAAUAAAAAAUAAAAAAAAAAAUAAAGAAAAACAUAACCAAAUUGAGUUUCUUAUGCCACAAGCUGGUUGAUUGACCCAGCCAGGAAAGUUAAGGUGGCUUACAUGCAUCAUAUCCAAGAAUCCUUGCCUCAGGGCUGAACAUCACAGUUCUCACCUAAUUCCAUCCCCCAGGAGCUGAGAUUCAUUCCCUGUUAUCAUAAUGUCCUCAGUCCCCCAAAAACCUCACUGCAGCUGGUGUGCAGAAAGAGUCUUCAUCCCUCAGAGUAGACGGAGAACACCAACAUUCAAGAACUGCCCAGUAUAUAGUGUACACCCUAGAGUCAGGGAUCUUAAAGGCAACCUGUAAAGAAGAAAUGUUGCUUUCCUCUUUUGCUUCUUUAGAAUGUAUAGAGAAGCUUUAAGAGCUUCUUCUUCUCUAUUCUGGAAGGUUGAUUUCUUUUGUCCUCAGGCAGCAAUACAGCCUUCCUCCCAACCCCUCCAUCACCACCUUUGUUUUUAUUGACAGAUUCCGGAACAAAUCCAAGAAACAGAGUUAUGCAGCGGUGAAGACAGUACAAGCCUAUGAACACCAAACAAGCCUUUUAAUCAGUAUUUGCUUAGUUCAAGUACAUGACAAACCAGGAAAAAAUUCUGUGGGUAACAGAACCAACAUCUGUUCUUUCAAAAGAACACUGAGAAAUCUUUUCAUUCCUGUUUUCCUAAUUUUUUUUUCCAAGAAAUUUUGAGAGUAUCAAAUACUUACUGUAUUUAGAUAAGCAACGUUCCUUCCCCUGACCAUGCCCAUCUCAGCCUUCCUUAGAACCCCCUUCACCACCAACUCCAAAGCAUGCUCCAGAGGGUGGAAACCUACCACCCUCUUUCUUACCCCUGAGAAAUCUGAAGCAAAUUCAGGUCAGAGACUUACCUCCACUAUAAAAAUUAGUGUCAGAAACAGGAAUAGCACUCAAUUUUUAUACUGAAUUCUUGCCCUAACCACUGAGUUUCUCACGCCACAAACAGCAUAAAGAAGCAAAAAAGGAUUAUUAUAAAUCUUUUACAGGUCACCUUUAGCACUACCUCUAAAUACAGGACUGGGCAGAGUACAUUGCUUCUGAACUCUCCUAAAGAUGGUCUGUUUGUACAAAGCCUGGACUCAGCGGUUGUAUGAAGGGGAUUUUAAGAGGAUUUGUUUAUUUUCUUUCUCAAGCUCUAGCCCAUGCAAAACUACUAAGUUAUGAAUUUGUUUCUUAAAUGGCCUGUUUGGCUGGAACAAAGUCUCUCUUGCUUCCUCUAUUUUGUUACUAACACAGGCUGCUUGUAAUCAUUAUAUCCUUCACAAUUAAGACAACAAUAAUAAAACCUGGCCUAUAGUGGGUGUUUCAUCUCCAGCAGGAAGUUUUCCAAUGCUAGGACGGUCCUAACCAUUAGAGAACCAAGCUGGAUCUCUGGUAUAGAACACGUGUGAAAACUCAACUCAAAAUCAUGGUUUUGGUGAAGGUAAGUCAAGAUAAUUCCUCAGAAGUGAGUGAAAUAUGUUCACAUAUGCUAUUCUCCAGUCUGACUGAGACUUCAAGUGAAGGCUUCAAGAGAAUUAAGUAUUCAGUUCCAUCUCCCCUGCCCCUAAUGGGGUUUUUUUUUGAGUUUAUUUGGUUGGUUUUUGUUAUUGUUUGGCAGGAAGAUUAACAGUAGUAAAUGUAGUGACUUACUGAGCUUCCUUAUUGCAAAAAAAACCAGCAGGUCUUGCAAAUAAAACCAAGAAUGCAACUAACAUGGGACUAAGUCCCAGUCAGCUGGAAAACCUGCCCACUAGAGCUCUAAUCAGUCUCCCAAAACAUACCAUCCUGCUCUGAUGAAAGACAUAGUACUACAGCAGUGAGUCCAUUUUGGGAGUCUGACAUUACUAUGUAUUUGUAAGGGUUUGAAGAUCAAUCAGAUCAUGUAUAUAAAUGCCUUGUUAAUGGCAGUGCCACACAGAGAAGGACAGAAUAAAUCACUGAAUUUACCAAAUUUAAGCUUCUGUGGAGUUAAAUUUGUGUUACUGUUCUGGUAUCUACCAAGUGUUCUGUCUCCCUUUUCAGUGCUUGCCUUAAAGGGGACAGAAGACAGAAAGAAUUAAGAUUUUGGGAAUGUCAGAACUAAUACUUCUUGGAACUAAUACUUCUCUGUAGGGUGAGGUGUCUUACAGCAUAGUACAACUCCAACACCAAGCUCAGUUCUGGAGUAGGAGGAAGCAACAGCAGUUGUUGCACUUGCCCGGCAGGACUGAAGAUUCCUUGUAUAAACCACAGCAACAGGAUGUUUUGAACAGGACCUUGUCAUUCUAUAUUUAACUGUAAUUCAAACUUAGUAUGUACUUGCCUUCAUUGGGUUUUCUUUGCGUAACAAAAUAGCAUGUGUACUCCUGAGAAAAUUGGUGGAAUUCUGCUACAAAUCUCUCACUGGCCCCAUCUGAAAAAAAAAUGAGAAGGAACUACAGUAGUAGAAGAAAAGCAGUUAAAACAAUUUCUCUGAAUCCUACAGUUUUUCUCCAGUGGUUGGGUCGGGUUUAUUACUAUGUGCAAGACCAAGAUUCUUUUCCUCCUUUUGGUUUUUAGCUUACUUACCCUUUCUUAGGUAAGGGAUAUUGCAUAUCCCUUGUGUGGGAGAAUCAGCCAAAACUGGGGAGGCUGGAGAGAGCAAGAGCCUUUGGGAAACAAAUUAUGUGAUAUUUAAAAUUUCCUCUGAUCAUGCUUCUUUGUAAAUACCCCCAUUUGAAUGCUGUGUAUUUGUACAGGAAAUUGAGCAAAAAAUGUAUAGAUUGUGAUGUCUGACUGGUAUUCUGCCCUGUAAAUGUGUUUUUAACCUCUGGCAUUCUGUGCUUAUUUAAAAAAGGCAAAAACCUCUAACCACUUCUCUUUUGUGUAUUCAUGUUUAAAAUAAAAUGAAAACAGCUAUCUUAUCUAUAAUGGAAAUCCAAUUUAAAAGGAAACAAAAUAAUUUGUACAAGUGUCCUAAAGGUACUUCAUUGUAUAUAUUGUGAUAGCAUGUUUCCAGAACCAACAAAUAAGUGGUGUGAAUUUUAGAUGUAAAUAUCUACCAUUUGUUUUGGGUUUCUUUCCCUUACCCAUUCACUCGACUGCUGUGAUGUGGAAUUAAAGAUUAAUACCUGACAUUAAAACA